Messenger RNA from Chondrus crispus (carragheen), 174 nucleotides. RefSeq lists its product as hypothetical. The record is from RefSeq and is a predicted model, not a curated record. The transcript has a single exon. The coding region runs from base 1 to 174 and encodes 57 amino acids. Lineage: Eukaryota; Rhodophyta; Florideophyceae; Gigartinales; Gigartinaceae.
AUGAGGCUCAAAAACAUGCCAAACAGUGCCCAGGAGCCGAGGAUGCCGAUCGCAUUUGUCAGGUACAGCAGGCAAAACGCAACCACAGCAAACACGACCUUCUUCGCGUUGGACGUCAACACGACGGGCCCAACUUUGAGAGCGUCGCGGCUCUGCAGAAACAUGAAGACGUAG